AUGAAAAGGAAAAGAGUUGACAAGAGUGUUAUUGAUAAAAAGGGUAAGGUGAAAGGGAAAAAAGUAAUUGGAGCUGAAGGAACAUGUAAAGAAGGGAAGGUAGGAACUGAAUUUCAAAGGUUGAGUACUCAUAUGUCUCCAAAUUCUUUGUAUCUAGCCAUGAAAAGUUUGUCAAAGAGCCAGAGAGAAAUGGUACGUGAUAUGGGUUUUGGAUCUUUUCUGGGAAUGAAGAUUGAUACACUACCUGGAAAGCUAGCGUAUUUUGUUGUGGAUAGCUUCACAACAGGUUCUUGUUCCAUAAGGGUUAGAAGUGGUGAAGUGGCCAUAACAAACGAGACAGUCCAAGCUAUGUUUGGACUGUCGAAUAAGGGUUUAGACUUUAACACACUAGAUGAAUGUGAUAAGAAUGAUCCUUUGCUUGAAGCUUGGAAAGGACAAUAUGGGAAGGGAAAUUAUUAUAAUGGGAACUAUUUGAAGAAUAUAAGGAAAACAAAUAUUGCGGAUGAGUUGUUUAAGCUGAAUUUUUUGACGCUAUUCAUUAACACUUUUGCUGAAACAGAGACAAUGGGGUCUUGUAGAAUUAAUUUUAUUGAAAAGUUAAUUCAAUGCAAAGAUGUGUCAAGGAUUAACUGGUGUGACUACAUAGUGGACUGUUUAGGAAAAAGCAAGAAUAAAUGGAGGCCAAAUGACAAAAACUGCUACUUCACAGGACCUGUGGCGCUUCUAAUGAUGGCGUAUGCAGACAGAGUGAUAUGUGAAGAUGUCAAUUUCUGUAGGCAUAGGCCCUUCAUCACAAAAAUGAUUCGGAACACCUUAGAGUGUUAG
This is a messenger RNA of Lactuca saligna, 825 nucleotides long. The record is from the annotation of a GenBank genome assembly. Lineage: Eukaryota; Viridiplantae; Streptophyta; Magnoliopsida; Asterales; Asteraceae.